Molecule: messenger RNA, 705 nt
Organism: Diversispora eburnea
Lineage: Eukaryota; Fungi; Glomeromycota; Glomeromycetes; Diversisporales; Diversisporaceae
Source: the annotation of a GenBank genome assembly
AUGAUUCCUUGGCCUCAUACGGGACGAGUAGAAGUUCGUCAUCGAUUAGCUCGUACAAUAUCUAAUUUGGGAAUUCUUUAUUCAAUGACGGUUUCAUCAUUAUUAAAAACUCCUCAUAAACCAGUUCCUUUAAUUACCACCCGUUCAUUUAGAAAAUUAGUAACGCGCAUAAAUAGAUCAAUAGUCACUGAACGUUUAUUACUUUCACGUACAAUUUAUGAACCACCUUUAAGAGGAUAUUUUCCUAUGGAAGAUUAUAAAAUGAUGAUUGAUAUAGUAGAACAUUUGGUUAAUUUAAUUAAUGGAUUAGAAUAUACACUUCAUGGAUUAAAUGGAACUGAAUGGAAAACGGAUUUAGCGGGUGUUUUAACCCCAUCAAAGUGUCAUUACAUUACACAUAUUUUAACAUCAUUUCAUAUACUUUCCACCGCAUUGGAAAAUGGAAUACCUUUACCACCUUAUAAUAUCGUUGCAUCAGGUGACACAAAGUUUGGUAAAGUUGGAUUAGGUAGUAGAAUAUCUCAUAAAAUUAGUAGAUCUGCUUCCGAAUUAACAAAAAUAGAUUUAGAAACUCAAGCUUAUGCUUGUUAUUGUGCUUAUUUGAUAAAAACAAGUCACUUGACUAACGAAUUAUUAAAAUUAGUAAGGGUCGUAAAAAGAUUAGUGGGUGUUAAUAGAUAUGUUAAAGAAUUAUGUGAUUUUUAA